CAACGGCCGCGGUGGGGGCGUGGCCGCGGCGGCCGUUACGGGCGGCAGUUUUGAACGCUGGUGCCGUUGGGGAGGAUGUGGCGGAGCCGCGUGCCGGGCGCCGAGCAGCGGGACGAGCCGAUUCAAAGAACGUCAUACAUUCUAAAUCAGGCUGCUAAGUCAUUCCUUCAGAUCAGACUUAUAUGGAGUCUGACAUCCAAGAUAAGAUUAACUUUGAAAUCCGCAUGCGAGAAGGCAUCUCUAAACUACUGGCAGUGAGCACACGGAAAGACCAACUGUUGCACGCUGUUAAGAACCUGAUGGUUUGCAAUGCCCGCAUACUUGCAUACAGAGCAGAGCUGCAAAACCAAAAAGAAGAGCCGGUCUCAUACAGAACUGAAGGAUGGUCUUCAGACAUUGGGUCAAACAACCGGGUGGCAUGCAGAGCGAAGGUUGCUAUAUCAGAUAUUCGAAUACCAUUGAUGUGGAAAGACUCUGAUCACUUCAGCAAUAAAGAAAAAUCACAGCGCUAUGCGGUGUUUUGUUUGUUCAGAAUGGGAGCUGAGGUUUUUGAUACAGAGGUGGCUAUUGUGGAUAAAGCAGUAACAGAUAUCUGUUUUGAGAAUGUAACCAUAUUUGAUGAAGCAGGACCAGAUUUCCAGGUGAAGGUUGAAGUGUAUAGUUGCUGUACAGAGGAGUCUUUAUAUAUAACAAACACUCCUAAGAAACUAGCAAAGAAGCUUAAAACAUCCAUCAGCAAAGCUACUGGGAAGAAACUCAAAGCUGCGCUGGAAGAAGACAGCCCCGAAUCCCUUUUGCUCACUGACCCAGUCAUCCAUGGAGCAAAAUACAGUUUGCUGGCAUAUACCACUUUGGGGCUGGAGAGUGCUGAGGACAAUUUCAGAACCCACAGCCUUACCAUUACAGGAAAUGAGGAAUCCUCUUUCUGGCUCCCCUUGUAUGGAAACAUGUGUUGCCGUUUAGUUGCUCAGCCUUCUUGCAUGGCUAAGGAUAUGAUGGCAGGGUUUCUUAAUCAGCAGCAAAUGAUAGGAAGUCUGACUAACUGGAGGAGGCUGUAUUGCAUACUAAGAGGUGGCAAACUCUUUUGCUAUUACUCACCAGAAGAAAUUGAGGCUAAACUGGAGCCAGUGUUGACAGUUUCCAUCAACAAGGAAACGAGAAUUCGAGCUGUGGAUAAGGACUCCAAGAAAAGAACUAAUAAUUUUUCUGUUAUCAACCCUGUGUCUGGAGAAGCUGUGACUCAACUUUUUGCUACUGACAGUAGGGAAGAACUUCGUAAGUGGAUGGAGGCUUUCUGGCAGCACUUUUAUGAUCUGAGCCAGUGGAAACAUUGUUGUGAAGAACUUAUGAAAAUUGAGAUUAUGUCACCACGGAAACCACCUUUGUUCCUGACAAAAGAGGCAACCUCCGUCUAUCAUGAUAUGAGCACUGAUUCUCCAGUGAAACACAAGGGCUUAGCUGAUAUCAUACAAAGAAAAAUUGGAGAGAGUGGCAGCGAGUUCCUGCUUGGCCAGCAAAAGGAGUCUGCAUCUUCCUUAUGGGCCUCGCUCUUUGAUGGGUCUCAUGAGAUGGUAGUGCAGAAAAACCUGCAUCCAGGCACAAAAAGUAAGACUGUAAGUCCUAAUGAUGGCCGUGGAAAGAAAAGAAGAGCUCCACCUCCACCAUCUGAUAAAUCACCAUACAGUGCAAAAGCACAGGUGAACACAGAGCAACUGGGCAAAGAAAACUGGGAGAAGUCUGGCAGUAAGAGUUCUGAUUCAGAGUUAUCUACCAUAAUGCAACAGAGACCCACUGCUGCUCCUCGCAAGCUUGGUCCUUGUAGAAAAAGCAGUUUAACUGACCACGGAAAUUCCAUUUCACUGGUUACUGAGACAGAGUCUGAAACCAAAACGGUACCAGCCCCUAGAGAGAAAUCCAUCAAAGUAAUGCUGGACCCUAGAUCCUGGCUGCAGCCAUAGAUGUAUCAGUUAGCUAGGAAGAGUCCCUGGAACUUUAAGUUUCUCAGCCUUAUACUGUAAUUCUCAAGAAUUAAAAUAGAUUUUAGCAUAUAGCUUGUAAAUAUGGAGGCUAAAGCUUUCUUCUUUUAACCAUGGUACUACUACUAGCUGUAGUCUCAGCUGUACUCAUGACUGCUGACAUCAAAAUGCACUAGUAACAGGGGCGUAGGGGUAUGGGAGUAGGAAGUAUCUCUAGCUGAAGUAACAGUGCUACUGCUGAACACAGUGGUUCAGUACUCUGUCCCUGAGAAAUGGGCAGCAAUCAAGUGUAUCUGUCCCUGCACCAGGGCUAGCACUGCCUUCUUGCCUAUCCCCCUGCCUCUCCCAUACGCAGCUCCUCAGACUAGUUAAACUGGGAAUUUCACACACAUUCAGCACAGAUCUUGCAAGGCUGAUUUUCUUGGGCUCCACAGCUGACUUCACCCCAAAUCUCUUAGAUCCCUGUUUGAGAAUCACUGCUCAUAAUAUAGUAUACUGUGAAAAGUUAUUCUGCACUUCUCAAUGAUUCUGUAACUGUCACUUUUUGAAACUGUUCUAUCAGUUUAGCUUGGAAUCUACUAGGUUCUUCAUGGUACAUAGGCUGUCUGAAUGGACACAGAUUAUCUGUGUCUGCGAAAGAAUGGAAUCAGUCACUGCUAUUUAUUUUGGAUGCAAACAUAUUUAAAAAUAGUACUAUGAACACCUCUUUAGGAUUUCAUUCUUAAUGUCAUUUUUCUGACUAAUGGUGCUCUUGCAGCAUAGCUUCUUCAUGGAACAUCUCUGCUGUUCCUGGUAGAUAAAUGGUUUGCCAACAUGGCCACGUUGCUGGUAUACAGUUUUUUCCCCCCACUAGUUCUCUCUGAAAUAACAGAGAAUAGAUACUUCAGGUGAAAAUACUGAACUUGGAGAUUCCUACAUCAGACUGUUUCACUCCUUCUGCAAGAAGCAUGGGUUAUUAUCAUUCCUGGGGCAGCUGCAAAGCAUCUACAGCAUAUAGGAAAGAGUCUGUUCUCCUGGACCCACAGCUUAAAUAUCCAACCCUUUUCCUGGAUGAUGCGUUUCUCUCAGACACUGGAACUUAUACAAGAGCAAAGGUCUGCUUGCAGACCUCCCUCUAGAGCCUUGCUAUUCAGUCCUGUGUUGAGAGAGUCAGCAACUGUAUACAUACAGUUCAUUAAUUUUUUUCCUAAAGUACAAAGGGCUUUGGGAGCUUUACCAUUUCUCCGGAAGAUAUUUUGAGCAUGGUUGGUUUGCUUGGUUUUUGUCUACUGAUAAACUCUUGGCUGCACAGUUGUAAAGAUUAUCUGCUGAAUUCCCUCAGUAGUUCACUGGCUAUUCGGGAUGGGGCCUGAGAUGCAUUUACAAAUCCCUUUGCAGGAUUAGAGCCCUUGGUUUUUAGAAUGUCCUUGUUCAUUCGUCAUUUAAUCAUGCUACAUUUUUCCCUCUGAAACAACCAUAAUUAUUUUUGCAACAAAUCAUGCUGUUACUUAAGUGGAUGGUUUGUGAAUGGUUUAUAAAUAGGAACAGAAAAACUGAAGACUAACUACAUGAUUUUGUAAAUUAGACAGAGUCAACUAAGUGGACUGUGCAACGCUGAACAAGAAAUAGGAAAAACAAACGGGGGGGGGAGGCCUUUUUUUCCAAGAUGUACCUGCAGUUUAUUUAGCUUUAAAUCUAGUUUUAAAUGAUACUGUACUCUGAAAAGAAAAAGGACCUUUUCUUGACAAAUCACCUCCAUUUAUUUGCUAUAUUUCAAAAUAAAUCUCAUAAAUAUAUAAGGCAAGAAGACAACAUAAUGAGGAUGUAUUCUGAAAUUCAACAGGCCACUGAAUUUCAACGAGCAGUUUCUCUAUUAAAUUCAGUAGCUUUGUUUUGAAUUGCAGCAAGCGUAUUUUAGGAAGGCAUUUAAUAUUAAUUUAAAGACUUCAAGUGAUGAGAAUUCACCCAUAUCUCCUCAAUAAGCUGUUGCAAUGGUUAAUGACCCCAGGUACAUUUUUCACUUGACUUUCUAUUUGCAUUUCAAGCUCCACCUUAAGUUAUUUUGGUCUUAUUAUGCCGUUGAUUGCUUAUAUUGAUCUCUAUAGUAUCAACUUUUCUAAUUGCCUGUGUGUAGUUAUAAAUCAUGAUUAUGUCCCUUUUAACCUUUUCUCUGGUAAGAUGUACUGAAUUCCUUAACUUUCCUAUUGCAGUGAAUUUUAUUCAAGACUAAUCUUCACAUUCUUCUACUUAUGUAUUAUUUUUAAAUAUGACAUCUGAAUUAGAUGCAACAAGUCAAUAGUGUGGACCCCCCCCCCCCCCCCAAUCAGGACCAUAUAGAAUCAUAAUGUGAUCUUCUUAUUCUGCUUAAUACCACCCCACACACUUUUUUCCCCCAAAAUCACAUUAACCCUUUUUUGCAGGAGCAUUGCCUUGGUUGCUGACUCUUAUGGCUCAAGUCCUGUUCAGAGUCUUUCAAGCAUGUCAGACAGCAUCCUCUUAUUAUCAUACUUUUUUCUUAGAAAUUCACACUGUAUUUUACCAGCAUUAAAAUACUGCGUAUGAAGUGAUCCAGACUGCUCCGUGUAAGUGACCUGUCCUCAUUCUUUACUACACCAGCUGUCUGCAUAUCCUUUGCAAAUUUACUGCAAGUGAUUUUUACAGUUUCUUCCAGAUCAUUGAUUUUUAAAAUUGAAUGCAAGGCAAGGUUUGUAGAGGGAGGUGAUAAGUUUUUAUUAGACCAGUGACAUAGCUGAGAAGGUAGGGAAAAGCAAAGAGACCGUCUGUCUUUUUUUUUUUUCUUUUUUUUUCCCCCUGAAUCUUUAAAAAAGUUAAGGUAGAAAUUCUAGGACAAACAUCUAUACCUGCUGAUUUCCUAUUAAUAUUGCAUUCUGAAAUUAGUUUGCCUCUUUCCAACAUGGCAUUCCAUGCUGAGUUUAUCUAGUAUUGCUAUUUUUAAUGAAAAUGUUAUGUCCAUCUGGUUUCCGCAAGGUGACUUAGGAUUCUUAAGACUAACACCUCAAUGCAUGUGUCUUUACAAGGCAAUCUUAUUAUAUCAAAGAGAAAAAUGCAGCCCGUUACUCAAGACCUAUUUGCCAUGAAGCUGUGUUGACUGACAUCAUUGUAUUUCUGUCCUUAAAUUAGUCUCAUAUCAGCCAUUUCACUGUAUUGCCCAAAUCACCACCAAGCAAACUGGGCCACUAAUAUUACCCUGAUCCCAAGGACAACAAUGUUGUUCUUGCAGUCCUGUGAAAUAUCAUUACUGUUUUAAGAUUUGUUAAAAUAAUUCCAAAUUUAGGCUCCUACAGCCAGAAAGGGCUUUUCACUAUUGAAUCUAGUUUCUAUUAUUUUAAGUAACUGCACUAUAUAAUCUCUAUUAAGAAGCAUCAGUCAACUUCAGGUUUUAAUAUUUAUUAAAUCUUUCUUUCCUUAUGUAUGUAUUGCCUUUUAUUAUUGCUUUUGCACUGUCUGUUAAAGAGCCUGGUUUAACUGAUUAAAAACCGCAGGCCACCAGCAAACUUUGAACAUAGCAAUACAAUAAAGUCAGUUCUAGGGAAUACGUUUGUACUCAGCUUUUGUCUGCUCAAGAGAACAUAAUUUUAGAAAUAAAACAGAACAAUUUUUAAUAGCAUAAUUAGAAGAUGUAGCUGUGAGAAAAAAACCAGGAAUUUUUUGGCUUUCCUCUAUAGUGACAAAUUCUAAUACUUUAUUAUUGACACUGGUCCCCUUCUUAUGGUUACACAGGCUUGUUCAGAGAUUAGAACUCUUAUCUGUUUUUUCCCCCUCACGUUUUCCUGACUAUGAGGAUGAAUAUUCAAAACAAGAAUACAGCUAAUAAACUGCUUGUACCCAUAGGAGAAGGACAGCUAUGGCACAGUGUGAUCUUUUAGGGAAGGUUGGUACAGUGACACUUCAGACUUUGCACUGAUUCAUUUCCCAGGCUGUUGGUUUUAAGGAUGUGGCCCAAGGCAACUGCUGAAGCCUGUCUGUCGGUGCUGUGUGGGGCUGGGGUAGUUGUAAACCUUCAUCUUUCAUAAGGGAGGUGAGGGGAAAUCUUGAGGGAGAAAAUACGGCCAGAGGGUUAGAAUGCAGGCUAUUCCUUAAGGGACAUGGUGGAAACCUUUUAUCUACUGCUUCUGGGUACUAAAAGAGAAGGUACCAACUAAGCCAUCUGAUCAGUUACACUCAGUCAUGAGCACGCUUUCAUUUCAUGACUCAAACAAAAUAGCAGGAAUCAAAAAAAAGUAAUUUGAUUGACAUCUGUAAUCAAACAGUGCAGCAAUAUGCAAUAAGUCACAAAGGAAUAAGGUGCUAUUAGCCAGCCUCCUGCUGUAACGAGGCUUGUAAGACAGCAAGAAGCCUGUGGUUUCUUCCCAGUCCUUGCAGCUCCCUUACCCUGUAUUCCCAUUUGUGCAGGCAAGUCAGUGUGCUGCUGUCUCGCUGUGGAGUCUCAGGAAAAAUAGCCUUUCUUUAGGGAUAUUACACCUUUAAUGAACAGCUCAAACUUUGAAUGUAGCACAGUGAAGACAGUGGUGGCUUUGUGCUUCUUGUUCAUCUCCUACUGCUGAACUAUGCAUGUGAUGAGGUACUUUUCUGAGGAACAUGGCAAGCCCACUCUUAAAAUUGAAGCUUGUUCUCCACUAGAAUGCAUUAAUUUCUGCUUCGAAUCAAUUAGGUAGUGAGGUUGCAGUCUUGCAGUACAGACAAGAGUCAACCUGAACUCUUCUUCUAGAAAAGUAUGACAUAUAAGCAAUUGCUAAUCCACAAUUUAGCUGAACAAUUUCACAAAACAUGAACAGCUUCUUACUGCAACUUUCGAAAUACUGGCUGAACAAACAGCCAAUUUGUUGACUUAGCAUAGUAACUUUAUAUAUUGCAUCUAAUGUCUUUAGCUAUUCUGUUUGUCUUGGGAUGGUAGGGGUACAUUGUGCAAUUUUAAGUAAUGUAACGUUUACAUUUUUACUUCUACUGUCAUUUUACUUUUUUCUAUAGUAAUUGUAUUAGUGGUUAUUUUAUGGUGGUUUAUACAUAUUUUGAAAUACUGUCCUAGUAUGCAGAGUUGAUUCAUAAUUAAUGUAGGUUGCCUUAACUGAAAAAUGCAGCUUUGGAAACCGAUGUACUAUGAAAUGUUAGAAAAGAAGUCUUUAUUUUUUGCUGUGAAUGUUCUGUGUUUCAUUUAACAUGUGCAAAUGAAAUUAAAAUGUUUCUAGAAUAAAA
Molecule: messenger RNA, 7169 nt
Organism: Dromaius novaehollandiae (emu)
Lineage: Eukaryota; Metazoa; Chordata; Aves; Casuariiformes; Dromaiidae
Gene: RTKN2
Product: rhotekin 2
Exons: 13
Coding region: 183-1958 (591 amino acids)
Biological process (GO): signal transduction; positive regulation of cell population proliferation; hemopoiesis
Source: RefSeq, a predicted model, not a curated record